AUGAAUAGCUCUGGUUUGAGCGCACGAUGUCUGGCUAGCACUACACUCGCGGGGGGAGAACGGCAAGAUGACGUGGAAGAGAAGCAGGAUUCAAAGAAGGACUACAGUCCGUCAGGACAAUAUGAAGAAGCCCUGCUGGAAGAGAAUAGAGACGAAAUAAUCCAAGGAAGCCCGUGGUCGCCAGAUUCAUCAUCACCAUCAGACUCAGGAACAGACGUCAGCAGCGACCGAGCAAGCUCAGAGGAUCGCGUUCUGGACCAUCAAGUACCAUACACGAGCUGUAUCCAGGAAGCACAGCUCUCGCCUGACGGAACAUGUAUCUUCAGCUCGGACUACAGUCGCACAUUUUCCGUCUAUCCUAUUGAAACAGACAUCCUAUCUGAGACCAAAACACGUCCUUUGAAGCCGUAUGCGCAGUUCAAUUCUGCAAACCCAAUCUGGGCCUUCGCCGCUAAUCCGCACUUCAAUUUGCAGGACGCAAACAGUACACAUGUACUAAUCAGCCGACGAGACUCGUACAUUACCCUGCACAAUGCCUUGUGGGAUACUACUCGAAACUAUGACACAGCAACACUACAACCUUCGAAACCCGGCCCAGUCGACAUCUCCAAGCCUCUCGCUUCAUACAAGCUUAUCGACCACCUCACCGAAGCAGUCACCGCACCACUCAGUCUGGCCUAUUCCCACGAGGGCACGCAUUUCUUCGCGGGAAAACAGAACGGCAUCGCUACCUUCGACUUGGAACACACCGAAGAUCCGAUCCAUUCCAUCGCCACCAUCCCGUCGAAACGCAACAAGUUGAAGGGUGGAGGACGUGGCUUCAAAGGCUGGAUUUCUGCACUAUCUUUGUCACCACCGUCUACUGCUUCUCACGGUGGUCUACUAGCAGCAGGUGCGCGCACACGCUAUGUCGGGAUAUACGAUGCAACAAGCGGGGAGGAGGUCACGCACUUCUCGCUCCCAGGCACCAUAGACGGCAAGAAGGUCCGCAACGAGAACUUGCGGCAUAUCAUGGGUGACGGCGUCUCCCAUCUCAAAUGGAGCCCCUGUGGCAAAUAUCUGUAUGUGGCGGAACGCCAGUCUGACGUCCUACUCAUCUACGACGUGCGCAACUUCUCGCUGUCUCCGGGCUACUGUGCGGGCAGGAAGGCACUCACAAAGCAGAAGCUAGGCUUCGACGUUUGGAACGCUGGCGCCUCGCCGUACGAUAUCGAGGCUAUAUCGCAUGAGAUCUGGGCGGGUGGCACGGAUGGGAAGAUGAGGGUCUGGCGGGAUCCGUAUAGAAAAGAGGGACCUGUCGAGGCAGACGAGGUGGUGCAAGUGGGAGGAGAAGACAUGCCAGUUGUAAGCACGCUCGUUCAUUCCUCUGGGAGCUUGGCAGUCGCGGCCUGUGGUCGUAUCGAGAUUGGCGAGGAAUCGACAUCACAGCGGCCCAGAAGAGGUGGAGGAUUGCGACCAAGAUUUAGAGAAUGGGGUAGUUUAAACAUUCUCGGACUGGGAUGA
Cucurbitaria berberidis CBS 394.84 is the source of this 1503-nucleotide messenger RNA. Its product is annotated as WD40 repeat-like protein. The record is from RefSeq and is a predicted model, not a curated record. Gene Ontology annotation, molecular function: protein binding. NCBI's taxonomy places the organism in Eukaryota, Fungi, Ascomycota, Dothideomycetes, Pleosporales, Cucurbitariaceae. The coding region runs from base 1 to 1503 and encodes 500 amino acids. The transcript has a single exon.